AUGGAUAGUAUAUUUUUCACUUUUUAUUUGUUGACAUAUCUUACGACACUUUUUGCUAAUUUAUUGUUGAUGCUGGUGAUCUAUCUUGACACAAGUCUUCACAAACCUAUGUACAUAUUUUUGUUUAAUCUGGCAUUGAAUGGACUUAUUGGAAGCUCAGCAGUCCUGCCUACCAUCAUGAACAACCUUCUUGAUAAUAUGAAAGUAAUUUUCUUUAACAGCUGUUUGUUUCAAGUGUUCUGUGUCAAUAUUUAUGGAUCAUGUGCAUAUUUAAUAUUAAUGGUUAUGGCGUAUGAUAGGUAUGUUGCUAUUUGUAAACCACUGCAGUAUCAUACCAUAAUGACAGCAACCAAAGUUAGGUUGCUUUUAGGCUUAGUCUACAUUUUUCCAAUUUGCUUUUUAGGUACACAAGUACACCUUACUUCAAAGAUGCCUUUGUGUAGGUACACUAUAAGCAAGCUGUUUUGUGAUAACUUGGCAGUUGUCAGCCUCUCCUUUAUGUUUGUUGUUUUUCCUUUGAUAUUUGUGAUAAUAUCAUAUGUAAAAAUAUUACUUGUCAGUAUGAAAGCAUCAGCAAAUGCCAAAAAGAAGGCUUUAAAAACCUGCCUCCCACAUUUAAUCACAUUUAUUAAUUUUUCAUCGGCCACUCUUUUUUCUAGACUUACUCAUGCAGAUACACAGGAAGGGCAUGAAGAACAGUGGUAUGCCGUGUAUGAAGAUUAA
This is a messenger RNA of Tachysurus vachellii, 723 nucleotides long. Its product is annotated as olfactory receptor 2K2-like. Gene Ontology annotation, cellular component: membrane. The record is from RefSeq and is a predicted model, not a curated record. The coding region runs from base 1 to 723 and encodes 240 amino acids. Gene Ontology annotation, biological process: G protein-coupled receptor signaling pathway. Gene Ontology annotation, molecular function: G protein-coupled receptor activity; olfactory receptor activity. The transcript is spliced from 5 exons. NCBI's taxonomy places the organism in Eukaryota, Metazoa, Chordata, Actinopteri, Siluriformes, Bagridae.